Molecule: messenger RNA, 4694 nt
Organism: Choloepus didactylus (southern two-toed sloth)
Lineage: Eukaryota; Metazoa; Chordata; Mammalia; Pilosa; Megalonychidae
Gene: LDLR
Product: low density lipoprotein receptor
Exons: 18
Coding region: 304-3204 (966 amino acids)
Molecular function (GO): protein binding; calcium ion binding
Source: RefSeq, a predicted model, not a curated record
CCGGCUUAGGGACCCCUCGUUUUCCGCAGAGUGGGGUUCAGGGACCCCCCCCCAAGGGGAGGGAGGCGCCCUCAGGGUCACCCUAGGGGCGAGGGCGAGCCGGGGACCCCCGCCCUGGGUGCCCCACCCGGAGGUGCCCUGGGGCGGGGGUUUGGGGCGGGCCCUCGUGUGACCCCCGCACGCCGCCGCCUCCCCGGGCCCGGGAAGCGCGCCUCAGCCCGGCCACGCCCCCCGAGGCCCCGCCCUCGGACUCCCAUUGGGCGCGGGUCGAACAGGCGAGCCUCGAGCCACUCCCCUCGGCCAAUGGGAGGCGCGCGCGCGGGUUGGGGUGGGGCGGGUUCCGGCGCGGGGCGGGGCGUGGCUUCCGGGCGCGAGCCGGCGGGAGAGGCUUCCGGUCCGCCGGGGACUCCUGUCACGGAGGCGACGACGCGCCCCGGGGGCCCCAAGGCCGCCGCGGGCUCCCUCGUCCUCGGCGUCUGCGCCCAGACGCGCCCGGGUUCCUCCCGAGGCCCCACGCAUUGCCUCAGGAAAACGCUCCCGCCCUUCCUGGGCCCGAGGCAGAGAAUCGAACUUUCCGGAAGCCUGCAGCCUCGGGGUCGCCGUGUUGGUUCAGAGGCUCUAAGGGGGCGCGUCCGAGCUGCCCAGGGGACGCUUCUGCCGUGCACGUCGGCAGACAAGUGUGGAAGAAACGAGUUCCAGUGCCGAGACGGGAAGUGCAUCUCCUACAAGUGGGUUUGCGACGGGAGCACCGAGUGCCCGGACGGCUCCGACGAGUCCCAGGAGACAUGUGUGUCUGUCACCUGCAAAUCGGGGGACUUCAGCUGCGGGGGCCGUGUCAACCGCUGCAUCUCUCGGUUCUGGAGGUGCGACGGCCAGGCGGACUGCGAGAACGGCUCGGACGAGCAGGACUGUCCCCCCAAGACGUGCUCCCAGGACGAGUUCCGCUGCCACGACGGGAGGUGCAUCUCCCAGAAGUUUGUCUGUGACUCGGACAGGGACUGCCUGGACGGCUCGGACGAGGCCUCCUGCCCCACGCUGACCUGCGGCCCGGCCAGGUUCCAGUGCAACAGCUCCACCUGCAUCCCUGAUUUGUGGGCCUGCGAUGGCGACCCCGACUGCGAGGACAGCUCGGACGAGUGGCCGCAGCACUGUGGGGGCCGCAACACGUCUGCCCCCCACGUGGACAGUGGCCCCUGCGCGGGCCUGGAGUUCCACUGUGGCAGCGGCGAGUGUAUCCAUGGCAGCUGGCGCUGCGACGGCGGCCCAGACUGCAAGGACAAGUCCGACGAGGAGGGCUGUGUGGUGGCCACGUGCCGGCCGGAUGAGUUCCAGUGCAGGGACGGGAGCUGCAUCCACGGCAGCCGGCAGUGUGACAAGGAGUACGACUGCAGGGACAUGAGUGACGAGGUUGGCUGCGUCAACGUGACGCUCUGCGAGGGGCCCAACAAGUUCAAGUGCCGCAGCGGGGAGUGCAUCACCCAGGACAGGGUGUGCAACGCCGUCAGGGACUGCCGCGACUGGUCGGACGAGCCGCUCAAGGAGUGUGGUACCAACGAAUGUCUGGACAACAAGGGUGGCUGCUCCCACAUCUGCAAUGACCUCAAGAUCGGCCACGAGUGCCUCUGCCCCGAGGGCUUCCAGCUGGUGGAGCAGCGGAGAUGCCAAGAUAUCGACGAAUGUGCAGACCCCGAUACCUGCAGCCAGCUCUGCGUGAACCUUGAGGGGGGCUACAAGUGCGAGUGCCACGAGGGCUUCCAGAUGGACCCCCGCACCCAGACCUGUAAGGCCGUCGGCACCACCGCCUACCUCUUCUUCACCAACCACCACGAGGUGCGGAAGAUGACGCUGGACCGCAGCGAGUACACCAGCCUCCUCCCCAACCUGAAGAACGUGGCCGCCCUGGCCGCCGAGGUGGCCGGCAACAGGAUCUACUGGUCCGACCAGUCUCAGAGGAAGAUCUACAGCACCCAGCUCGACAGAGGCCCCGGCCUCCCCUCCCACGACACUGUCAUCAGCGGGGACAUCCAGGCCCCCGAGGGGCUGGCUGUGGACUGGAUCCACGACAACAUUUACUGGACGGAUUUGGUCCUCGGCACCGUCUCUGUGGCAGACACCAAGGGCCUGAAGAGGAAGACGCUGUUCAAGAAGCAGGGCUCCAAGCCUCGGGCAGUUGUGGUGGACCCCGUGCAUGGCUUUAUGUACUGGACGGACUGGGGAAGCCCUGCGAAGAUUGAGAAAGGGGGCCUGAACGGAGUGGACAUUUACUCACUGGUGACGGAUGAUAUCCAGUGGCCCAACGGCAUCACCCUGGAUCUUUCCAGCAGCCGCCUCUACUGGGUCGACUCCAAACUCCACUCCAUCUCGAGCAUCGACGUGAACGGGGGGAACCGGAAGACUAUUUUGGAGGAUGAGAAGAGGCUGCCCCACCCGUUCUCCCUGGCUGUCUUUGAGGAUAAAGUCUUCUGGACGGAUACCGUCCACAAAGCCAUCUUCAGCGCCAACCGCCUCACAGGCCUGGACGUUCAUCUCGUGGCUGAGAACCUGGGGUCCCCAGAGGACCUGGUCCUGUUCCACAGCCUCACGCAGCCGAGAGGAGUGAACUGGUGUGAGCAGACCAGCUUCCCCAAUGGUGGGUGCCAGGGCCUGUGCCUCCCGGCCCCGCAGAUCAACCCCCACUCGCCCAAGUUCACCUGCGCCUGCCCUGACGGCCUGCGGCUGGCGGGGGACAUGAGAAGCUGCCUCGCAGAGCCUGAACCGGACACCACCAUGGCCAGUCCCUCCGCGGCACCCUCUCCGGUCAGGCCGACCAUCAGUGCCCCAGCCGCAGAGCUGACGCACACAGCCGGCCGGCCUGCCCCUGGCACCUCCAGGCAGCCCGCGGCCAGCCCCGAGCUCACCACGUCAAUGACAGUUAACACGACCCACCAAGCCCUGGGUGACGCCGCCAGCAGAGGGGACGCAGAGAAGCCCAGGGGCACGUCGGUGGCUCUGUCCGUCGUCCUCACCGUUGUGGUGCUCGGCUUCGUGGGCUACGGCGGCUUCUACCUCUGGAAGCACUGGCGGCUGCGGAACGUGAAAAGCAUGCACUUCAACAACCCCGUGUACCAGAAGACCACGGAGGACGAGGUGCACAUCUGCCGUGGCCAGGACGGCUACACCUACCCCUCGAGACAGAUGGUCAGCCUGGAGGACGACGCGGCCUGAUCAGCUGCCUCGCGGCCUGUCCCUGCCAAGCCUGCUGCCCACGACGGCGGGAAGAGGCCCCUUCUGCUCGGCUCCCCCGCGGGCCUCCGCGUCCCUCCUGCUCGGAUCAGAGAAAGGAGAGAAGACACAGCCGGGCCGGGCCGCAGCCUCGGUGCCCAGAGAGCCUCCUGCCCGCCUGGAGCUUGUUUUAUAUAUUUAUUGGUCUGGGCGGCAGGGCGGGUGUCUGCCACACGAAACGGGGUUCAGCCGGGGUUGCGUUUUCUUUCUUCACCAACGAAGGAGCAAAGUGCAGAGCCCAACGGGCCAGGACGGUUCUCGGGGGUUUUAGGACGGGGAUGGGAAACCCGGCCCUUCUCUCCCGCUCGGGUGAAGGACAGGCAGACGGACAGAUGGGGGACCAUGAUGACUUUAAACACAGACCGCGGGCCAGCCCCUAACUCAGGAGUCACUGGCGGACAGCUGGAACGUGCCUUCACCCCCCACCCCCAGAUCAGGACACGGUGCCCGCCCCUGGAGCCAGGGAGGGGGCGCCACCACCGAGACCGAGUCGUUCCCGGGCGAGGGCCCAAGUCACCGUUGCCCUUAAUGAUUUCAGUGCCUGGCAGCCCGGGGCACCCACGUGGGCUCCGUGACGCCCCCACUUCACUUCCUUCGUCCCUUCGCACUUUCUCAGUUCAGGGUUGUGCAUUCUGUAAAUUCGAUGUUUUUACUCCUGUUUUGCACUGUUUGCUGUGCCGCACCCGGGGAGAUGCACAUGUCUCGAGGCCACUCUGGGCACAAGAGGACACGAGGGGAGGACCGCGGCAGGUGGCCAAAGUGGAACCCGGAGCUGCCGCUCUCUUUCUGCACGGCAAGUUAGAAAGUUCUCCACAUUGUCCCCCGAUUGGCAUCUGAACGCAAGCACGUUCCAGCCCUGAAAGCAAUCCUCGGGUCGUUGGCGGGUCCUGGGACUUAGGAAGCAAGACUCCUCUCUCAGGGCCCCACAAACGCUCCCGCUGCAUUAACGACCCAGGAGAGGGGCCGCUUCCUUUGGGUUCCGGCGGAAGACCCCUAAAAGGACUGAAAUCCCUUCAGCUCACGGGGAUGAGGCGCUGCCUGCUGCCCCCGUGGGAAACGGAGAGGCGCUUCUCCUUCCGGAGCGUGUAAAUCGUGGACGGACAGCGGGGCUUGCUGUUAUGUUUGCACUUUGUAAAUUUGUUGAAACCGUUUUCACUUAUAUAUGUAUAAAAAGAGAUCUAUUUAUUUUUGCAAACCCUGGUGCUGCAUUUGUUUCGUUCCCCUCGGGCCCUGCCCCGGGUGAGUGUCCCGCAGGUGCCUUGUCUGGAUGUAGAGUCUGCGCAGUGCAUGGCGCGUUUCAGAUGUCCAUGUUGUAUGUACAGGUUGUUCGAGGGCUUGGGUUGCGUUUUCGAAACCACUGUAUAAAAUGUUUUUAUAGCCUGAAUGUCUUAACUGUGACCGAUUAAAUUUCUCCAGUGAGCCGUUUGGAUAAA